This is a messenger RNA of Rhodamnia argentea, 2278 nucleotides long. RefSeq names its product NF-kappa-B-activating protein. The transcript has 2 exons. The record is from RefSeq and is a predicted model, not a curated record. Gene Ontology annotation, molecular function: chromatin binding. Bases 82 to 1893 code for a protein of 603 amino acids. Lineage: Eukaryota; Viridiplantae; Streptophyta; Magnoliopsida; Myrtales; Myrtaceae. Gene Ontology annotation, cellular component: nucleus. Gene Ontology annotation, biological process: regulation of gene expression.
UUGACGAUUGCAUCCAAAUCCUCUCUCUUCCCAAUUGCAACACUGCCGACGCUCCGAAUCCAUCCUUCUCCAAAGCCGAAGAUGGGAGGUCCGUACUCCGGCGUCGUCUCCGGUCGCCGAGACCGUUCCUACGGCGAGAACGGCCGCUACACCCCCGAAUCGGACCGCUCCGCCGAGUAUCACCGCCGCCUCAGUCCCUCCUACGACUCCUACGACCGCCACGACCGCCGCCGGGAGCCCGAUCGCCACGGCCGCGGCCGCAGCCGCAGCCCCUCGUACGAUCGCUACGACGACCGCCGCGACAGCUCGAGUCGGCGGCCCUGGCGGGUUUCGCCGCGCGACUCGAACUCCAGGAGGAGCCCUAGGGCCGACGGAGCCCUAGAUUCCUUGCCCAUGAACUUCGGGAAGAAGAGAGCUUAUCUCGAUCGCGAUUAUAGGGGCAACGGUAGGUUCUCGGAGUCGGAUUCCGAUGAGGAGCUGAAGGGGCUGAGCACUGAGGAUUACAGGAGAUUGAAGAGGCAGAAGAUGAGGAAAGCCUUGAAGUUCUGUAUCUGGAAUUGCACCCCGAGCCCACCGCGAUACGAGGGGGAUGAAUCGGAGGAGAAAGCAGAGGAGAUUGAUGAGAAGUACGGGGAAGAUUUGGAGAAGAGCGACUCGAGCGAGAAAGAGAAUGGAAAAGAGAAGGGGAAAGGAAAAUCUACGUCUGAUAGCGAGGAGUCGAGUGACAGUGAAUCCGAGUCAGAGCCGAGUGGUUCCGGUUUGAGGAAGAAGAAGAGGAGGUCAAGUUCCAAGCACAGGAGCAGGGAAUUGUCUGGAAGUGAGAGUGAACCUGAGAGCGAGAGGGAAAGUGGUUCUGAUGAUACUGCAUCGAAGAAGAAAAAGAAGAAGAGUAGGAGCUCGUCUUCAAAAGGGAAGAGUGGCAAAGCGGAUGAUACUGAGAGUGAAUUGGAGAGUGAAAGUGAAAGCGAAUCGGAGGAUUCCACUUCGAGGAGGAAGAAGAGGAGGUUGAGUUCUAAAAGAAGGAGCAAGAGAGAGCACUAUAGCGAUAGUGAAUCGGAGGUUGAGAGUGAGAAUGAAUCAGAUGAUGAAGAGGAUAGAAAAGGGAAGAAAAAAUCCAGGAAAAGGUCUAGUAGGGGGAGGAGGAGUGGGAGAAGAAGUAGCAGAAGACGAAGCAGUAGGAAAAGCAAGAGGAGAUUUAGUGAAUCUGAUGAUAGCAAGGGUGAAGAUGGUGAAGCUGAGGAUUCUGAUGCCAAACCAAAGAAGGGGAAGGGCUCAUCGAGAUCACACAAGAAAAGUAGUAGUCGGAGUAAGAGAACUCUUGAGAAUGAUGGCGAUGUUUCUAAUCCGAGUGAGAGAUCACAAUCUGAUCUUGAUGUAAAUGGUGUAGAAAGUGAGGUCAAGGCUGAGAUCAAUGCGGAAGCACUAAUGUUCAAGGAGAUGAUCGAGUCCCAGAAGAAGCCCGCUUUAGAUAACGAGCCGGUGGUUGGUCCCAUGCCACUGCCGAGAGCUGAGGGGCAUAUAAGUUAUGGUGGGGCUCUUAGGCCUGGUGAAGGUGAUGCUAUUGCGCAGUAUGUGCAGCAAGGGAAGCGUAUCCCACGAAGAGGUGAAGUCGGCCUUUCUGCGGAGGAGAUUCAGAAGUUUGAGAGUCUUGGGUAUGUGAUGAGUGGUAGCAGGCACCAGAGGAUGAAUGCCAUUCGUAUUAGGAAAGAAAACCAGGUUUAUAGCGCUGAAGACAAGCGAGCUUUGGCCAUGUUCAACUAUGAAGAGAAGGCGAAGCGGGAGCAUAAGGUCAUGGCUGAUUUGCAGCGGUUGGUGCAGCGUCAUAUUGGGCAGGAUAUUGGCCCUACUCAUGAUCCUUUUGCUGCAAAAGCUGCUGAUGGUCCUGAGGCUUGAUGAACAUGGAUCGGCGGUUUUAUCACAGGACUUUGUUGAUGGUGGUGCUGCGGAGAUCCGUACCUUGUCUGAUCAAGCUGCUUCUCACUCUUCGAUGUGACAGCGUGUCUCUGGACGGGAAUGUUCAAGCAUGGAGUAGCAGCAUACAUCCUACGGAAACGUCUGCUUCACUAGAUUGUUAUAAUAUACUUCCUUUGGCUAUAGCACGGAAGGAAAUAAGCCACUGUCUCUGACUACUUUAGUGUUCUUAACUUGUUCCUCCUGCAUUUGCUGCGAUAGCUAUUUAGCCUUUUGAGUGACGUGAUAUUUUCAUACUACAGUUCAGCAGUCAGCAACAAUAUUUAACACUCCUUCCCUUCUAUGAUUUCGGUGUUCGAUACUCUUA